Molecule: messenger RNA, 747 nt
Organism: Camellia sinensis
Lineage: Eukaryota; Viridiplantae; Streptophyta; Magnoliopsida; Ericales; Theaceae
Source: RefSeq, a predicted model, not a curated record
AUGGAGAAAAUCUUCUGCGCACUACCUUGCACAGAAAGACAGAAGGUGACUUUUGCCACCUUCACCUUCAAAGACGAUGCACAAGAAUGGUGGCUCCUUACCCUGGAAAAGGAAGAUAUUGUGACUUGGGCGAGAUUUAUAGAAGUAUUCUAUGAAAAGUACUUUCUAGAUUCACUACGGGAACAAAAAGCGUCAGAAUUUAUACAUCUAAGGCAAGGAACCAUAACAAUGGCCGAAUAUGAAAGUAAGUUCACACAGCUGGCCCGGUUCGCGACAUAUGUCAUUCCCACCGAAGCUCGAAAAGCCAGGAAAUUUGAAGCAAGGUUGGAUCCAGAAAUUAAAAACAUGCUGGAGGUUCUGAAACUACCAACCUAUGCGGCGGUGGUAGAUCGAGCAUACAUUGCGGAAAAAGGAAUUAAAGCCUUGCGAUUUGGGGAGCCAAGUCAGAGGAAGCGAUUUUGGGAAAGAGAUAACAGAAUGCCCGGUGUCGCACCUCCCAAGAGAAUAAAUACGAGCACAACCAGUUCAACCGGUCCAAGCAAUCAAAGUCUUGCAAACCCUAAAGGAGGCAUCACUCCAGCUUGCUCUACCUGUGGACGGACUCAUUGGGGACCAUGCCGUCAAGAUACAGGAACAUGCUUUAGAUGUGGGCAAGUUGGCCAUUGGCUGAGAAAUUGUCCAACACUCGUCCGCCCCUUUGAACCAGUCCGAAAACCCGCAGUACCUGAAGGAGCGAGAAAGGACUAA